Coregonus clupeaformis (lake whitefish) is the source of this 486-nucleotide messenger RNA. RefSeq names its product WAS/WASL-interacting protein family member 3-like. Lineage: Eukaryota; Metazoa; Chordata; Actinopteri; Salmoniformes; Salmonidae. The transcript has 3 exons. The coding region runs from base 1 to 486 and encodes 161 amino acids. The record is from RefSeq and is a predicted model, not a curated record.
AUGUGCCUGCUGCUGGUGAGGCAGAAUGAGUCUGUUCCCCCUCUGUGCCUCCUCUGUGCCUCCUCUGUGCCCCCUCUGUGCCCCCUCUGUGCCUCCUCUGUGCCCCCUCUGUUCCCUCUCUGUUCCCCCUCUGUUCCCCCUCUGUGCCCCCUCUGUGCCCCCUCUGUUCCCCCCUCUGUUCCCCCCUCUGUGCCCCCCUCUGUGCCCCCCUCUGUGCCCCCUCUGUUCCCCCUCUGUGCCCCCCUCUGUGCCCCCUCUGUGCCCCCUCUGUUCCCCCCUCUGUUCCCCCUCUGUGCCCCCUCUGUGCCCCCUCUGUGCCCCCUCUGUGCCCCCUCUCUGUUCCCCCAGGCCUCCAUGCAAGGCUGCAGCGGGCAGGACAGCAAGGAGGUGAAGGCUGGACAGGAGGUGCAGGGGAAGCACGGUGGUCCCAGGUUGCUGUUGGUCCACGUCUCUGUCCUCUACACAGCAGCAGGGAAACACGUCUGA